Postia placenta MAD-698-R-SB12 is the source of this 1404-nucleotide messenger RNA. RefSeq lists its product as hypothetical. NCBI's taxonomy places the organism in Eukaryota, Fungi, Basidiomycota, Agaricomycetes, Polyporales, Adustoporiaceae. The annotation marks the transcript as partial. The record is from RefSeq and is a predicted model, not a curated record. The transcript is spliced from 2 exons.
AACCUUUCAGCACCUGCACUUCAGUGGGCGGUGCUUGUCCUUAAACGGAUGUGUGGAUUAGCACGUGCACCUCCCCUUCCUUCCCCCAUCACCGUGGCUGAUGAAUUCUUCAACUGCUCUCGACUCGAGCAUGCAUUCGACACCCAGGAGCAAAUCGACGUUUCCCGCGACAACCCAGAGAGCGAUGGAUCCAGAGCUCCGUUCUUCAUUUGUGAUCGGCAACCAUGCCCUAAUCGCACUCUGCGGUCCAUCACUUCUGACGAAGGAUGCUAUGUGCCAAUCCGACGAGUCCAGCACCCCAGCGGCCCAGCACUUCGGUACACUGGCACUUCGAGAUCCACAUCUCGCCACAUCACUCCCAUUCUGUCCCGACCUGCCUCCCCAGGCACCUGCAUUCCCCAACCUGUCACCAGUACAGGUCAAGCACAAGGAGAUCCCAAUCUCCCUCAAGGAAUUGAGGCAGUCGCACAGCCUACAGCAACCCCUCAAGCGAUCCCCCAGCCCUCCUUGGGGCUGCGGUUGGAAAGGAACCCGAAGCCUGAGCCCUGUGACAGUCCAGCAGUUACUUGGGCCAGCUCGUCAUCAGCAAUCUCGUCCUCGACUCCAGUCCCUGUCGUACAUCACCCCGCCUCCGGACUUCCUCCGUCGCCUCCACUGUCGUCGCCGCCACGAGGCCGCUCGAGCAUUCGCUCCUCUCGAAGUUUGCCCGGCGGACAGUCACAACAGCCAUCUUCACCCGUGGGCAGUCCUCCAUCCCCCUUGUCGCUGGUAAUGUCAUCCCCAGCGUCCCCUCCCAAUAAGGAGACACUGAGGCUCCUGCUCCCCCUCCGAUACAAUGGCAAAACCGUCAUUGAGUGCGAUAGAUUCCUAUCUCAACUCUGCAUCUACUGGCUGGUCAAUAUGUCAUUGGCUACCAUCGAGCUCAAGGUGCAGGUUGCUUUGAGCCUCCUUGACAGCGACGCUCGCACCUGGGCUACCCCCUUCUUUGCCCAGCUCAUAUCAGUACAGUUAGGUACUCAAGGAGUCACGACCCCCUUCACCAAUGAAGCGGCUUUUGCUACCGCACUCAAAGCCCGCUUCAGCAAUCUCGACGACAAAGCUGCAGCACAGGUAAAGCUGGCCAAACUCUGUGCUGACAAAUCGGUAUGUGAAAAACGCACUGCCGCAGAGUUCUCCGCACUAUUCAAGGGUCCAGCGGACCGUUCCGGGUAUGGAGACCUGGAACUCCGCGACAAGUACCUGAGCGGCAUCCCCUCCCGCAUCUACCGCAAAAUUGAGCUCGAAAUGUUCACCACGUGGGAAGACACUGACAAGCACGCCACGGAGGUCGAACAAAUACUUGACAUCAGCUGGGCCCGUCGACCCGAGUUGAACAAUUUCUUCUCAGCUCGAGGAGGAGGAUGA